AUGGCUGCAGGGGGAGAAGAUAAUUUCACUUACUGUCCAGCAACAGGCCUCGCUAAAGGAAAUGAGCGCUCAGAAUUUGCUGGCUGGGCAUUUCCAUUUCCAGGGGUGUUUCUGAUGGAGGAGUUCAUUAGUGAAGAUGAAGAAUCUGAGAUAGUUGAACUGAUGGAUCGAGAUGACUGGAAACCAUCACAAUCCGGCCGAAAGAAACAGGACUAUGGACCCAAAGUGAACUUCAAGAAACAAAGGCUGAAAGCUGGCAGCUUUACCGGUUUGCCAAGUUUCAGUAAAAAGAUUGUGGCACAAAUGAAGGCCUGCUCGGUGCUAGGCGGUUUCUUACCUGUUGAACAAUGUAAUCUGGACUAUGUGCCAGAAAGAGGUUCUGCCAUCGACCCACAUUUUGAUGACUGGUGGCUUUGGGGAGAGCGCCUGGUUAGCUUAAACUUGCUCUCAAAAACCGUGCUAUCCAUGUCUUGUGAUUCAGAGGACAGUAUCCAAUUAUUUCCCACUUUCAGCAAAGAGGGAAUCAACUGCAUUUUACCCCCAAGGGUUGUGCCAAGUAAAGAGGUGACUGUUGCCAUUCACUUACCCCAAAGGUCUCUGGUGGUGCUGUACGGUGACGCACGGUACAAGUGGAAACACGCAAUUUACCGCAAGCAUAUAGAGCAUCGCCGAAUCUGUGUCACGUUCAGGGAGCUGUCUGCAGAGUUCAGCAGCGGAGGAAAGCAUGAGGAACUGGGUAAAGAACUGCUAGAAAUAGCUCUUUCAUUUCAAGGAAGACCAGUGUGA
Charadrius vociferus (killdeer) is the source of this 786-nucleotide messenger RNA. RefSeq names its product alkB, alkylation repair homolog 4 (E. coli) (gene ALKBH4). NCBI's taxonomy places the organism in Eukaryota, Metazoa, Chordata, Aves, Charadriiformes, Charadriidae. Bases 1 to 786 code for a protein of 261 amino acids. The transcript has 4 exons. The record is from RefSeq and is a predicted model, not a curated record. Gene Ontology annotation, biological process: actomyosin structure organization; oxidative demethylation; protein demethylation. Gene Ontology annotation, cellular component: contractile ring; midbody. Gene Ontology annotation, molecular function: oxidoreductase activity; demethylase activity; actin binding.